Molecule: messenger RNA, 3813 nt
Organism: Pseudozyma hubeiensis SY62
Lineage: Eukaryota; Fungi; Basidiomycota; Ustilaginomycetes; Ustilaginales; Ustilaginaceae
Exons: 1
Coding region: 1-3813 (1270 amino acids)
Molecular function (GO): protein binding
Source: RefSeq, a predicted model, not a curated record
AUGAGCAGUUCACCGCGCCAUCGCGCCAUAAGCCCGCCUACGCCGGCUCCAUCGCCGCAGCCCGAUCUGCACACCUCAAUACGGCUCGUCAACAAUGCCGCCGCAGUAGCAGCCGCCGCAGCCGCCGCAGCGGGCGGAGGAGCAUCGUCAACAUCGUCGUCGACAAUCUCAAGCGCGCCGCAUGCACUCGCCAUCGACCCACACGAUCCAUCGCAGCUCGUAAAGCAUCUCUCGCUCGUCUUGCCACAGUAUACGCAGUCGGCUCGUUUCAAGCUCGUCUCUGAGCUCGCCGAUCUCUUCAGCGUCCGCGAGCUCGCUCACCUCUCGUCGGUCAUCACACCGCGGCUCAAGGUCGACUUCCUCUCGGCGCUCCCCAUCGAGGUCAGUCUCAACAUUCUCAGCUUUAUUGAUGAUCCAAAGACGCUCGCGCGCGCCAGCUGCGUCAGCCGCUUCUGGAGGAGCCUCGUCAACGAUGAGCACACGUGGAAAGUCAUGUGCCUCAAGCACAAGUACCGCAGACGCGGAAGCAGCAACGCCGCCGUCCCUUCGCUCGACGACCGUUUGAUGCGUUCGAUCGCGAAUUCCUCGCUCACAAAUUCGCUCUCGACGCCUCGCAUCCGCGCUCCCGCUGCUUUCGGUGUGGUAGCUUCACCCUCAGCUGCAGCCGCGUCGGCACCGAUAGCGAUGCACAACGCAAGGAACCACGCAUCCGGUUCCCUCGGUGUUCUUCUCGAACAGCCGCUCCGUGCGGCCGCAGCUAGCGAUACUGCAGAAGACGCAGAAGAUCUCAACGACGACGAUGAUGACGACGCCGCGGUACUCGCAUCCCUGUAUCAGCGUUAUCGAGAUCGCGGUCUCGACCCUUCCAACGCUCUCCACGAAUUGCGCACUCUCCACGACCUUUUUCUCAGCAAGCAGGACGGCGUUCACGGCACCCUCAACGAGCCCAUGUCUGGGGCCGAUCUUGCCUUCUACGCACAGCUCGAGGAGAUCGUCGAAGAGGAGAGUCGUGCACGCUACGGAGACGAGCCUGCCCAUCCCGACGAUUCUGUCCCUUUCCGCGCCAACUCCGUGGCACCCGCUGCUGCCUCCACUACCCCAGCCAGCUCAAGGGCGCUGGCCUCACACACGGAUUCUUCGGCGCCUGCGUCCUCGUCCCAUCUCGGUUGGUUGAGUGCAGGACCCACUUCUUCUGGUUCCGCCGCUCAGCAAAUCAGAGCAACUGCUUCGUCUCCUCCUCCCGCCGCCGCCGUCAGCACCUUCCCUCAUGCCAUCAGCGGGGCAUACCGAACAGCCGCCGGCCGACUCGAUCGAUUGAGCGGAUGGCAGCAGCAGUCGACGCCCGCCACCUUCGUCACGCCUCGCUCCAACCAGGUCGACGACCGCGAUGCUCAGCUCGACGAGGCCAUGGACAUGGACGAGCAGGACGAUCUUAUGCCCACAUUGGCAUUGUCCUCGGCCGAUGCAGCACCUGUCGAACCCGCCGGUCAACCGCCCAAUGCGCCGCUGCUCGCGUCGCUGCCACAUCACGAUUCGCCCACAGGACGCUUCUCUGCUUCCGCAGCAACCACAUUAACGAGCACUCGAGCCGCCACCAGAGGCAGCGAAGGCUCUUUCUCGUUGGUCCCUGGCCCUCGUGAACUCCGACGAAACGCUGCUUCUGCACGGCAGCAACGCAGGAGUUCAGCAUCGGCCUCGACCUCGCCAGGCGACGCGGACACUUCGAGUGCACUAACCGGCCUCAACCUGGUCGGCGCUUCUGUCUCGCGCUCGCCGGUGCAAGAUCGUUCAUCUAGCAGCGCAGGACCGUCGCGCCAUCCCGUCGCUUCACCUCCCUCUGCAUCACGCGUACACCGCCACCGAUCCGCCAAGAUGCCGUUCAGCUACCGCACACACUUCAAGAUGGCUUACCUCACCGAAUCCAACUGGCGCAAAGGCGGUCGCCUUCAGACACAGCACGUCUCUGCAGAUGCGGGUCACGUCGUCACCAGCUUGGCCAUCGACAGCCAGUGGAUCGUCGUUGGCAUGGCCAAUUCCAAGAUUCACGUGUUCAGCGCCGAGACCGGUCUCUACGCGCAUACGCUGCUCGGUCACGACGCAGGCGUUUGGUGCCUCACGCUCAUCAGUCGUACCAGCAAGGGUGGCAAGCGCAGCGAUACGGCGGCGUCCGAGCCGGAAAAGGGCAAGAUGGUCAUCACGAACCCGGAAGAUGGCAGCGGCGGUAAGCCGUACCAGGCGGCAGCGGACGGGGAUCUUCGUCUCGUCCACCACGACCCACGUCCCGAUGCGGCCGAUGUGCUCCUGUCGCCUCCUCCCUCGUCGGCAGAGCUGUCGGAGGAGGACUUGUUCGGCAGCCGUGCCGUGCCAUCUUCGAGCUCCAGCUCGCCAGUCUCGGCGGGCAAGGCGCGACAGACAUACGGCCACGGCGAGACGCUGCAAUGGUUCCACAAGGCUCGCCGUGCUAUGCGGCGUCAGCAGAGCGCAAGGAAAGCAGCAGCAGCUGCUGCCGCUGCUGCAGCAUCAUCGGCAACAAAUCAAGAUCCAUCGCACAUUGAUCAGCACCUUGCGAUGGACGACAACGAUCUGAGCUUCGGAGCCGGAGACUCCGAUGCCGACCUGUCCAUCCGCUCCGAAGGACCUUCCGUGGUGCAUCGCGAGACGCGUUCGUCGGUACGAGCGAGGAACGCGCGCGAGAGCGCCAGGGCAAUUGCCGAGGCCGAAGCGGGUGCCAUCAGGGACGCUGUCAUGGCCGAUGGCACGGGUCAGGUGCCGGCUGAGCUGGCUGAGCGAAUCCGUCGCGACGGCGAGACUUCCGCAGCAGCCUCUGGUACAACUGAGGACACUGCCGGUGGAGCAGCUGGUGCAUGGGAACGUACACGGACCGCGUCGGCGAACGGUGUGAAUGCUGGUGCUGGUGCUGCUGCUGCUGCAUCACAGCAAGCAGGAAACGCGCUGGGAAUGGGCAAUCCAUGCGGCAGUGUUCUCGGCUAUGGCAACUCGGACGCGAUUGUCGUCAGCGGUGGCUGCGACCGAGACGUGCGUGUGUGGGAUCUGCGAACGGGCGAAUGCAAGCACGUGCUGCGUGGACACACGUCUACGGUGCGGUGCCUCAAGGUGCUGGACGGCAAGCCGAUCGCCGUGUCUGGCUCGCGAGACUCGACGCUGCGCGUGUGGAACGUCGAGACGGGCGAGCACCUGCAUCUGCUUGCGGGGCACCAGCACUCUGUACGAUGCAUUGAGGUGGCUGGCAACAAGGUGGCUUCCGGCAGCUACGACGGGACGUGUCGUGUGUGGGAUCUCGACACUGGACGGUGUCUGCACACGCUUCGCGGACACAUCCACUACAUCUACGCGGUUGCGUUUGACGGCAGACGCGUGGCGACGGGAUCGCUCGAUUCGACGGUGCGCGUGUGGUCGGCGGAAACGGGCGACUGUCUGGCACUGUUCCAGGGACACACGUCGUUGGUAGGUCAGCUGCAGCUGUUGGACAAUACCUUGGUGACCGGCGGUUCGGACGGUCGCGUGAUCGUUUUCAGUCUCAAGACGUACGAGUGUCUGCAUCGACUCUGCGCGCACGACAACUCGGUCACGUGUCUGCAGUUUGACGAUCGGUACAUCGUGACCGGUGGCAAUGAUGGCAGGGUCAAGCUGUGGGACUUUGCGAGUGGCAAGUUUAUCAGGGAGAUCUGCGAGCCGUGCGAGCAGGUGUGGAAGGUGAGUUAUAGAGACGAUAAGGUGGUGGUUCUGUGCAAGAGGGGCGAGAAGACGUGUAUGGAUGUGAUCACUUUUCGGCCUGCUGCGGAUGAGAUGUGA